Molecule: messenger RNA, 8688 nt
Organism: Cuscuta epithymum
Lineage: Eukaryota; Viridiplantae; Streptophyta; Magnoliopsida; Solanales; Convolvulaceae
Source: the annotation of a GenBank genome assembly
CGGAAACAGCACCAGAAUUCGAACUAGGAGGGAAAAAGAGUGAGCAAUGUGGUCUGAGCAGUAGCUAUGGCGAACUUCUCAAGCCUUCUGCUCCAACUCCGUGAACGCAUAGCCAGGCCGCGGAACCAGGAAAACGACGAAGAUUUAGUGGUUCUCUUCCGCGGCGUUCUCCCCAAUCUCCUCCACACCUAUGUUGUCCCGUCCUCUUCCUCCGCAGACAAACAGAGAGAGGUCGUUGCCAUACUAAAACUCUCCGCACAUGUGGCCACCAACUACCCGGGAGUGUUUUAUCACGGCAACCCCGCAGCCGUGUUGCCGGUGAUUGGUCGCAUACUACCUUUCUUUGCCGAACCUGCAUUUCAGGAUCAACAUGGGGUGAUAUUUGAAACACUUGUAUCCUUGUUGUCGGUGCUUCGUGGUGGGGACCGAGAUGCAUAUCGCCAAUUUUUUAUGGAUGCAAUGUCAAUGGUUGAAGAUCUUGCAGAUGUGGCUUUAGUUAUAGACUGGAAAUGCAAUAAAGGAUCAAGGACAGUGUCCUUGAAGUGUUUCCGGGAAUCAUUUUCUCGAUUUUGGGAUGAUCCAUCAAUUUUCUGCAAUCUUCCUCGGUGCUGUAAAGCAGAUGAUAGUUGCAGCAUGCUGAUUGAUCUUACCGGGAAAGAAAGAUGUCAACCUUUUGCUUCUUUUGCUAUCAAGUUCCUUUCUCAAUGCUUAACUGAAGGAACUCUUUAUGUUGAAGGACUCUUGAAUACCUCUUUUGUCUGGGUAGUCUGCAAGCUUUUGUGCUCUGGAGAUACUGACCUGCACAUGGUAUGUUUUGACUUUUUACGCCUUGUUGGGACCUUGAGUUAUGAGAUGAUUCCUGCUGAAAGAUUAAUACAACUGAUUGCAUAUAUAUUACGCGAAGGCAAAGGACUUCCAGUCUUCAGAAACACCAUGUAUGAUUCAUCCAUGGGGGGAUGCCUUCACUUGUUACACUCCCAUUGUCCAGUUGAUGUUGUCAGGUCAACUGCUGUGGAUUUGAUAAAUGUCUUUCCCCAUUCAUUGCUUGAAACGAGAAGUCAAGAUCUCAAGAGUGCUCUCUGCAGUGCAUACUCUCGUAUUGUUGAAUAUUGUCCACCUCAUAUCUGGAGACCCGAAUAUCUUAUUGAUUUGCUUUACUCUUCAAGGCCCAUAAUCCCAUUAAUAGAGUGUUUUGAUGCUGCUUUAUCUAGACUGCAAUCUGAUUCUUGUGGAGGAAAAAUGACUAUUGAUGGUGCUACGUAUUUAUCAUGCUCAAACUCCAUUCGAUCUGAGAACCCAAAAGUUGGAGAUAAAAGACCUCAAAACAGCAGUGAGACACCCCUAGCAAAACUUCAAAAGGUUGAUGGUGAAUUUGUGGGUUCUGGCAUGAAAUGUGAUGAGUUAAAUAAGCUUGUAUGUGAAUCUACAUCGGCACGAGAGAAAGACUAUGCCGACCAAAUGCAUAGCUCGUUGAAGGUGUUUGUGCAACUUCUGGGACCUCCUAUAGAAGAUGUAAACUCAUUUUCACCAGAAGUUGCACUGACAGCUCUCAGCACACUCUGCAUUGUUUUCUGUAAAUACCCAUAUAACAUUCUCUUGCUUCAAGUAUUACAGCAUAUGUAUGAAUGGGUUCCUUGGAUACAUAAACAGGUGAGCCAAGGACUUCCAAUACCCAUUGAUUUGUCUAUAGUACUGGAAGCUGUUAACAACCUUUUGGUUCUAAAAGGCUCCUCUGUGGAUGAUACAUUUCUCAAGAGUUUGAGUGGUCUUCUAGAUAUCAUUCAACCAUUAUUAAGGCUUCCAUGGUCCAGUUCUGCAUCAAUUAUUUCCCUCCCACCAUGGAAGGCAAAGUGCCACUCACUGCAAGUACUGUCAAAGAUAGGACCACUGUUGCAAAAUGGAAAUGGUCUUGAAAUUUUGGAUUUGGGUCUUUCUGAUGAAAUGGAGGAAGUUAGAAGAGAGGCUGUCUUUUCCAUGCCAAUGAUAGUCAUGUGGUGCGGUUUUGGUUUACUAAUGCCUAUAUUCAAGAGAUUGGAGUGAGUACAACUAACAUUUAUUUUCAUUGGAUUAGCAUACAUAGUAAUACAGUAUGAUCCCUAGUUGACACAAAGACUGGACUGCAUGAUACUUUCUUUAAGAAGAAUCAAUAUGUAUGUUUUUUUUGUAAAGUGAGCCAGUUUGAUCAUAAGAAAUUAAUCAUGUAUUAUUGGAUCAGAGCAGAAUUAUUGGGAAAGAGAUGGAUGGACAAAUUAAGAGAGUCAUCCCCCAUACACUUGGUUGUUUGGCAUGCCUUUAUGGAUCUUAUGGUGCUAGUACUGCUCUAUGUGAAAGUAAAUGCAAAUUAUAUAUGCAGAAGAACAGAAUACAAGAUUUGAAAGUGGAUGGUCGUUUGAGAUUUUGGUGCUCAAAAUGUGACACAAAUGCAUUCAUUAAUGGAUGGAAUUCAGAACUUUUACACUUGGUCAACACUCAUGAUAUAGAAGAUAAUGCCACAGAUUGUGAUUAUAAUAAUUUGCAAUCCUUCUUCUUCCAAUUGCUCUAUGAUGAGUCACUGGAAGACACUCAAGUUGCUUGUGUUGAUUCGAUUCAGCGAAUUCUUCUCCACGUGUCCAAAAGUAUUCUGAUCACAACAAGGUGUGACUGGUUAAAGUGUAUUGAUUACCUACUCCUUCAUAGGAGAAAGGCUGUGAGAGAAGCAUUCUGUUCACAGAUCAGCUUUUUCCUCGAGGAACCGAUUCUGGACUGUUUGUUCUUGGAUGAGGCAUCCAACAAAGCCAAAGAACAAAAGUUCUUGGAAAAAUUAAAAGAUGCUCUAUCAGCAACUGAAGAUCCCUUGGGGUUAGAAACUCUUCUAGAAGCUGCAGCAAAUAUUAUGAAUGCAGUUGAUAUACAGAGCCAGGUCUUUUUCACCUCCCUAAUUUUGAUAGUUGAGAAGCUUGAUAAUCCUCACUUGGCAGUGAGGAUAAUAGCAGCAAGGUUGAUAAAAGGGUCUUGCUACUUCCAUCUUAAAGGAGGAUUUGAAUUGAUCCUUUCCAGAGUUCCUUGUCUCAGAAAUAGAUUGUAUGAUUAUCUGUCUUCAAGGCUUGUAAGCUCUCCAGAACUAGUGGAAGAGUUUGCAGUGGGUGUGCUUGAUGUUGGAACUCAAGUACUUGUGAAAAGGAUGGUUCCUUUUGUUCUUCCCAAGCUCAUUGUCACACACCGGGACAGUGAUAAAGUAGAUACAACCUUGGAAGCAUUAGCCAAGUGUUCAGAUGAAGAUUUGGUGCCCUUUGUUGUUAAUAGGCUUCCUAAAGUACUUGCUUAUGCUCUACAUCAAGCUGAUGGUCAAGAUUUAAUCUCAGUCCUUCGGUUCUACCAUGAGAAAACAAAUUCUGAUAACCAAGAGCUUUUCACUGCUACACUGCCCUUCCUCUUGGAUGAACUUGUGUGUUUUACUGAUGAAGAUGCCAGAGAAAUAAACAAAAGGUUGAGGAGGGUACCUGAGAUGAUAAAAGAAGUGGCAAGAAUUCUGACUGGAAAUGAAGAUCUUCCUGAAUUUUUGAAGAAUCAUUUUGCUGGUCUCCUUAAUAGCAUUUAUCGGAAAAUGCUUCAUGCAGAUGACAUAUCACUUCAGAGACAAGCUUUUAAACGGAUUGAGAUGCUUAUUGAUCUGAUGGGUUCACAUCUUAGCACUUACGUUCCAAAACUUAUGGUUCUUCUCAUGCAUGCUAUAGAUAAGGAACCACUCCAGGGUGAUGGCCUUUCUGUUAUCCAUUAUUUUGUGAAGCAACUAGCACCAUCUAGCACCAAACAUGUGAUUUCUCAAUUGUUUGCUGUUCUUGUUCCCUUCUUAGAAAGAGACAAAGAAAAACCAUCAUCACACACGCCUAAAGUCGUGGAGAUUUUGGAAGAACUUGUGAUCCAAAAUAGAGAAAUCCUAAAAGAACAUAUUCAUGAGUUCCCUCCAUUACCCAAUAUUCAUGCUCUUUCUAAAGUGACUAGCAUAAUACAAGAAGCGCGCGGCCCAGUGAACUUAAAGGAUCAAUUGCUAGACAUUGUUGAUGGGCUUAAUCAUGAAAAUCUGAAUGUGAGGUAUAUGGUGGCAUCUGAGUUGAGUAAACUGCUGAACCUAAGAAGGGAGGAUGUCAUGGCUGUAAUUACUAAAGAAGGCGAUCCAAUCACGGAUGUAAUGAGCUGCUUUAUUACAUCCUUACUUAAAGGGUGUGCAGAAGAAUCAAGAACUAUGGUUGGGCAGCGGCUGAAGCUGAUUUGUGCUGAUUGUCUCGGGGCACUAGGUGCUUUAGAUCCUGCAAAAAUCAAGGGAUUUUCAAACAUGCGCUUUAAAAUUGCAUGUUUGGACGAUGAUCUAAUUUUUGAGUUGAUCCACAAACAUCUAGCCAGAGCUUUCAGAGCUGCCCCAGACACUAUUGUUCAAGACUCAGCUGCUUUGGCUAUACAAGAACUUCUUGAGAUUGCAGGUUGUAAGGCAUCUCUUGACAAAAAUGUUUCAGCUUCCACAUCACAGAGAAUGUGCAAGCAACCUCUGAAGUCACUUGUAUCUAAUCCGAAAAGCCCUGGAAGUUGCAAUGAUUUAUAUGAAAGGGGUCAGAGAUUGUGGAACCGGUUCUCUGAUUAUGUCAAAGAGAUCAUAGCUCCUUGUUUGACUUCAAAAUAUGAGCUUCUUAACGUGUCAGAUUCAGCAUCUUCUGGUGCCAUUUAUCGCCCAUCUAUGUCAUUCAGAAGAUGGAUAUAUUUCUGGAUAAAAAAAUUGACUGUACAUACAACAGGUUCUCGGGCCAUCAUUUUCAAUGCAUGUCGUGGUAUAGUCCGUCAUGACAUGCAAAUUGCAAUGUAUCUUUUGCCGUAUUUAGUCUUGGAUGCUGUGUGCCAUGGAACUGAGGAGGCCCGCCAUGGUAUCACCGAAGAAAUUUUAGCUGUUCUUUGUGCAGCCGCAUCAGAGAAUAACAAUGCCGCUGUCCAUGGGGUCAGUUCAGGUCAUAAUGAAGUCUGCAUUCAGGCUGUUUUUACUCUCCUUGAUAAUCUUGGGCAAUGGGUUUAUGAUGUGGAAGAAGAUCUCGCUCUCUCUCAGUCGGUCCAGACACCCACUUCCAGGCAACAGGCUGAUAAACUGAAGGAGCAGAACAAUAUGGAGCAGAUGCUCAUGCAGUGUAAGCACGUUUCGGAGCUUUUGGCUGCAAUCCCUAAAGUGACCCUUGCUAGAGCAUCUUUUAGGUGUCAUGCUUACGCUAGGUCUUUGUUAUACUUCGAAUCUUAUGUCCGUGAGAAAUCAGGAUCUUUCAACCCAUCCUCUGAAAAGAGUGGCAUCUUUGAGGAUGAAGACAUUUCGUUCCUGAUGGAAAUUUAUAGUGGCUUGGAUGAACCGGAUGGCUUGUCCGGUUUUGCUUCAUUACGUAAGUCAAAGCUCUUGCAAGAUCAUUUUUUGAUAAACAAGAAAGCAGGAAACUGGGCAGAAGUUCUAACUUCAUGUGAGCAAGCUCUACAAAUGGAACCUACCCCUGUUCAGAGGCAUUCAGAUGUUCUUAACUGCCUGCUAAACAUGUACCAUUUGCAGGGCAUGAUUACUUACGUAACCGGACUAAUGAUGAGUGUUCCUGAGUACAAGAAAAUGUGGUGCAUGCGAGGUGUUCAGGCUGCAUGGAGGCUUGGAAGAUGGGACUUGAUGGAUGAGUAUCUCAGUGGGGCUGAUCAGGAUGGCCUUAUUUGCAGCAGCUCUGAGAGUAAUGCUUCUUUUGACAUGGAUGUUGCAAAAAUUCUUCAAGCAAUGAUGAAGAAUGAUCAAUUCUCUGUUGAUGAGAAAAUCGCAUUGGCCAAACAAGCUUUAAUUGGUCCUUUGGCUGCUGCAGGCAUGGACUCUUAUGCACGUGCAUACCCAUUCGUUGUGAAGCUUCACAUGCUGCGGGAGUUGGAGGAAUUUAACAUUCUUCUCAGAGGUGAAUCAUUCCUAGAAAAAUCAUUUCAUCUUGUUGAUCCGCACUUCCAAAAACUAAUGGAGAACUGGGAAAACCGACUCAAACUCACUCAACCAUCGAUCUGGACAAGGGAGCCACUAUUGGCUUUCCACAGGCUUGUUUUUUGUGCCAGCAGUGCCAAUGUUUCCGUUGGGAAUUGCUGGAUACAGUAUGCUAAGCUUUGCCGAUCUGCUGGUCAUUAUGAGACCGCAAACAGGGCAAUCUUAGAGGCCAGUGUUUUAGGUGCACCUAAUGUCAAUGUUGAAAAGGCAAAGCUUCUCUGGAGCACUAGACGAACCGAUGGUGCUAUAGCAGAACUCCAACAAACGCUUCUUAGUAUGCCUGUUGAAGUUGUUGGUUCUGCAGCAAUGUCAUCAAUCACUAGCCUUUCAUUAGUUCCCUUGAACUCUCCACCUCUACUCUCUAGUACACAGGCAUUAAAUGAGAACAUUGAGAAGAGGAAUGUUGCCAAAACUCUCCUCCUAUACACGAGGUGGAUACACUAUACUGGUCAGAAGAAGAAGGAAGAUGUUAUAAAUCUAUACUCUAGGGUUAAGGAACUCCAACCAUCGUGGGAAAAUGGUUACUUUUAUAUGGCAAAAUAUCGUGAUGAACUGCUUGUUGAUGCAAGGAAGAGACAGGAGGAUAAAGCGGAGCUCCUUUCCAGGGUAGGGCCAUCAAAUUUAAACCCCGUUUCUUCUCCGAGCUUGAAUGCCGAGAAAUCUUGGUGGUCUGAUCUCCCUGAGGUAUUGUUAUAUUAUGCUAAAGGCCUUCAUAGGGGCCAGAAAAAUCUUUUCCAAGCGCUUCCAAGAUUAUUGACUCUUUGGUUUGACUUUGGGUGCAUAUACCAUCAAAGUAGCACUGGCUCUUCCAGAGACAUGAAAACCAUCCAUGGAAAGGUUAUGACUGUCAUGCGAGGUUGUUUAAAGGAUUUGCCUCCUCAUCAAUGGUUGACUGUUUUGCCUCAACUUGUUUCUAGAAUUUGCCAUCAGAAUGAAGACACUGUUCGUUUGGUGAAGCACAUAAUUACUUCUGUUCUACAUCAGUAUCCCCAACAAGCUCUUUGGAUCAUGGCAACUGUCACCAAAUCAACAGUUCCUUCAAGGAGGGAUGCUGCUGCAGAGAUUAUUCAAGCUGCUAAAAGAAAAUCGACUGACAAGGGCAUGAACUCUUUGUUCACCCAAUUCGCUACCCUGAUUGAUCAUCUAAUCAGGCUGUGUUUUCAUGCUGGUCAACCAAAGGCAAAAACAAUCAACCUCUCAACUGAAUUUAGCGCUUUGAAGAGGAUGAUGCCACUGGAGAUCAUUAUGCCAACCCAACAAUCACUCACUGCAAACCUACCCUCAUAUCAUAUGCCAUCUGAUAGUGUUACAUUCUCUCUGUCAGAUCUUCCGACUAUAUCUGGAAUUAGUGACGAGGCUGAAAUACUGUCUUCACUUCAGCGUCCAAAGAAAAUCAUUCUUUUAGGAAGUGAUGGAAGUGAACGGCCAUUCCUUUGCAAACCAAAGGAUGACUUGAGGAAAGAUGCCCGCAUGAUGGAAUUCAAUGCAAUGGUUAACCGAUUGCUGUCUAAAAGUCCUGAGAGUCGGAGAAGGAAGCUUUACAUUCGCACAUUUGCAGUGAUCCCAUUAACAGAAGACUGUGGUAUGGUUGAAUGGGUCCCACAUACACGUGGUCUUCGACAGAUUCUUCAAGACAUAUAUUUAAGCUGUGGAAAGUUUGAUAGACAGAAAACAAAUCCUCAGAUUAAGCGCAUCUAUGACCAAUGCCAAGGAAAAAUACCUGAAGAUGAACUUUUGAAGAACAAAAUUCUUCCAAUGUUCCCUCCAGCUUUCCACAAAUGGUUUCUAAACACAUUUUCUGAACCGGCUGCUUGGUUUAGGGCUCGGGUAGCAUUUGCACACACUACUGCUGUUUGGUCAAUGGUUGGGCACAUAGUGGGGCUCGGAGAUCGUCAUGGUGAAAACAUUCUGUAUGAUUCUACAACAGGUGACUGUGUUCAUGUGGAUUUCAGUUGCUUAUUUGAUAAGGGCUUACUUUUGGAGAAACCUGAGCUUGUUCCUUUCAGGCUCACACAGAACAUGGUUGAUGGGCUGGGAAUAACAGGAUAUGAGGGGAUAUUCUUGAAAGUAUGUGAGAUAACACUUUCCGUAUUAAGAACACACAGGGAGACACUGAUGAGUGUCCUAGAGACUUUUGUCCAUGAUCCUCUUGUAGAAUGGACUAAAUCUCAUAAAUCCAGUGGGGUUGAGGUUCAAAAUCCUCAUGCACAGAGGGCAAUAAGUAACAUUGAAGCACGUUUGCAAGGCGUAGUUGUUGGUGUUGGAGCUGCACCUUCUUUGCCCCUAGCCGUAGAAGGACAAGCUCGCCGCUUGAUAGCUGAAGCAGUGUGUCACAAAAAUCUUGGGAAAAUGUACAUUUGGUGGAUGCCCUGGUUUUAAGGCUUACCAGUUCAGCAGCAGCAGGCACGACUGAAUUGCUCUAUCAACUUGCAAACAUUUAUAGCCCGUUAGCAGGGCAAUGAUGUCUGCUGCUAGCUUGGAAUUCCAACUGAACCAAGGGGCUUGUGACAUCGCCAGAUAUAACUGCAAGUAAGGUCGUAAUUAAAUGUAUCUAUUUUGAAUAACUCCGUAACAAUUAACUUUAAUAUAAAAUUAAUAUUAUAUAUGAAUCUUAUUUAUAAAUAAUUGCUAAUAUAUGAUUAUAAUCAUGGUGGAUGAAAAAAUGACGGUAAUUUUUA